Messenger RNA from Brassica rapa (field mustard), 1752 nucleotides. RefSeq lists its product as uncharacterized. The record is from RefSeq and is a predicted model, not a curated record. NCBI's taxonomy places the organism in Eukaryota, Viridiplantae, Streptophyta, Magnoliopsida, Brassicales, Brassicaceae.
ACGACCGGUGAGAGAGAGAAGACUCAUCCCAGUUCAUAAGAAUCAAAGCCUUGUUUGCUUAUUUAUACUCAUCCUUCUUCGGUUUCACAUUUCUUUUACUUAGGAUCAUUUGUUCCUUUUGAUUCUAACCAGGGAAAAAAAUCUCCACCUCCUCGUUUAAUACUGAGAUCGAAAGUGGUGAUAGAGUUGUACAAAUCUUGGAUGUUAAACAAGUCUAAGAUAUGAGAAACUUGAACAAUAACGUUGAUACGGUGAGCGCCGCUGCUUCUGCCAUCUUCUCCUCCUCCGAGUCAAGACUACAAUCGUCGAGGGUGCAGAAGAAAAAAUGGGGAAGCUGUUGGAGCUUGUACUGGUGUUUUAAAUCACAAAAGAACAACAAGCGGAUAGGCCACGCCGUGCUUGUACCCGAACCGGUUGCCUCCGGAUCAGCUCCGGUGGCUCCAGUCCAAAACUCUUCGAGCAACUCAACUUCUAUGUUUCUUCCCUUUAUGGCUCCUCCUUCAUCUCCUGCAUCGUUUCUUCAGUCAGGUCCACCAUCUAUGUCCCACACUCCUCAUGGUCUACUCUCCUUGCCGGUCAACACAUAUUCACUGAACGAACCGUCUUCAGCUUUUGAGAUUGGACCUUACGCUCACGAAACUCAACCCGUGACUCCUCCUGUAGACUCUGCUUACACUACUCGACCAUCCACUGCGCCGUUCACGCCACCUCCAGAGUCAGGUCAAAUGAGUUCUGCAACGCCUUCUUCCCCUGAAGUGCCAUUUGCUCAGUUACUUACAUCUUCUCUGGAACGAGCUCGGAGAAACAGCGGGGGAAUGGAUCAACAGUUUUCAGCUGCGCACUACGAGUUUCAGUCGCAUCAAGUGUAUCCAGGAAGUCCAGGUGGUAGUCUAAUCUCUCCUGGUUCAGGUACUUCUUCUCCUUACCCAGGUAAAUGCUCCAUCAUUGAGUUUCGUGUCGGAGAAGCUCCAAAGUUCUUGGGGUUUGAGCACUUCACAGCUCGUAAAUGGGGGUCGAGAUUCGGUUCUGGAUCCAUCACACCUGCUGGUCCAGGUUCGAGGUUGGGUUCUGGUGCCCUGACUCCUGAUGGUGGCGGAGGACUCGGACUCGGCUCAAACGAUGAAGCUCACGGGUCGCUUGAAGGCACUGUUUUUGGAUAUUCAGAUCACGGGUCGUCAUGGAACGAUGAAGCUCUCACGGUUGGUCAUAGAGUUUCGUUUGAGGUGACUGGCGAAGACUUAGCACGUUGUUUUGCAAGUAAGCUAAACCGAGUUGGUUUAAAUGAUCAAAUGGAUACGUACCAGGCGGUUUCGCCUACAAUGAGAUGGAGUGACAAAACGUGGGGAGAAACAGAGAGCGAACUGAGUCACAAGUUAAGAACGUUUUCGCUAGGGUCGAGCAAAGAGUUCAAGUUUGAUAACACUGAAGAAAUGGUGAGAACGGAGUGGUGGUCGAAUGAGAAGGUCAUGCGAGAAGGUGAUAACAACAGUCCAGGAAACAGUUGGAGUUUCUUUCCGGUGUUACGGUCUGGAGGAUUCAGUUGACUAACUGAGAAAGAAAGAAAAAAAGGGUUUCUAUCUUCUUUAUUACCAGAAAGAACUAAACCCUCUAACAUUGGAAGCAGUUCGGUGGUUUAGUAAGAGAUUGGGGUGUAACAACUUAUGCAUAUAUUGUAGGAAUCUAUGUUGUACUGAUAUGACAUUACAGUAUGGUAGACUUCAGAUUUGGCUAAAUAUCAAUUUCAUUUCAAAA